Messenger RNA from Hyaena hyaena (striped hyena), 2047 nucleotides. It is a transcript of the gene B3GNT3, whose product is annotated as UDP-GlcNAc:betaGal beta-1,3-N-acetylglucosaminyltransferase 3. Gene Ontology annotation, cellular component: membrane. Gene Ontology annotation, molecular function: N-acetyllactosaminide beta-1,3-N-acetylglucosaminyltransferase activity. The transcript is spliced from 3 exons. Lineage: Eukaryota; Metazoa; Chordata; Mammalia; Carnivora; Hyaenidae. The record is from RefSeq and is a predicted model, not a curated record. The coding region runs from base 1 to 1197 and encodes 398 amino acids.
AUGCCCUUCCCCCAAGACUUUGACCAGGUGAUUCCUUACUGCCUCUCAGGAUGUUCCGAGGCUGGAACCACCAGGCCGACCAGGAUGAGAUGGCCCCGGCGCCCACAGGUGGCCCUGGCUGUGGCCGUCAGCAUCUUCGCCCUCUUCUUCUGUCUGCUCGUGUCAUGGUCCGCCUUCCAGAGCCCGAGGGAGCCCCGGGACCACCCCAUGGCUCUGACCUGGCGCUUUCAGCCCGCCCGCCGCCCGCCGCCCGCCCCCUGCAGGGCCAACACCACCAUGACCACCCUGAAGAACUUCAAGGGGCAGCCGCAGCACGUGCAGAAGUUCCUGCUCUACAAACACUGCCGUGACUUCCCGCUGCUGCAGGACGUGCCUCUGGACAAGUGCGCGACGCCAGUCUUCCUGCUGCUGGUGAUCAAGUCCUCACCCAGGAAUUACGAGCAGCGGGAGCUGGUGCGGCGCACUUGGGGUCAUGAGCGGCAGGUGCGGGGCGUCGAGCUGCGCCGCCUCUUCCUGGUGGGCACGGACCCUAACCCCCUGGAGGCUCACAAGGUCAACCAGCUGCUGGCGAUGGAGGCGCGGGCACAUGGUGAUAUCCUGCAGUGGGACUUCCAUGACUCCUUCUUCAACCUGACGCUCAAACAGGUGCUCUUCCUACGGUGGCAGGAAACUCGGUGCACCAAUGCCAGCUUCGUGCUCAAUGGGGAUGACGACGUCUUUGCGCACACAGACAACAUGAUCUCCUACCUGCAGGACCAUAAUCCCGACCACCACCUCUUUGUGGGGCAGCUGAUCCAAAAUGUGGGCCCCAUCCGGGCUUCCUGGAGCAAGUACUAUGUGCCAACAGUGGUGACUCAGGAGGAGCAGUACCCUCCCUACUGUGCGGGGGGCGGCUUCCUGCUCUCCCGCUUCACGGCCUCUGCCCUGCGCCGGGCCGCCCCCACCCUGAACCUCUUCCCUAUCGAUGAUGUCUUCAUGGGGAUGUGCCUGAAGCAGGAGGGCCUGAAGCCCGCCUCCCACAGCGGGAUCCGCACGGUUGGCGUUUCCGUUCCCUCGGCCCACAUGUCUUCCUUUGACCCCUGCUUGUACCGGGAGCUGCUCCUGGUACACCGUUUCUUGCCAUACGAGAUGCUGCUCAUGUGGGAGGCCCUGAGCCAACCCAACCUCACCUGUGGCCAGCAGGUACAGAUCUACUGAGGUGGUAUCAGGGCCGCAGGUCUCCACCCCUCACCGGAAGGAGCCACCACAUCUUCCUCCCAGGAACCAGAAAGCUUUGCUCCUAAGUGGGCCACGCAUGGCGGAGUGCCGGGGCGGGUCUGAUGAGUGAACCGUCUAGCUGGCAAACCCCUAGACGUCUUUCAGGACCCACCCGGUACUGGAACCCAUGUUCCGUCAUAUCCUCCCUCGCCUCUCAGCUAAAGGGGGACGGUCUCCUUCCAUGGCAGCCAACUGCAGAAGCAUGUCUGAAUCAAGGUCCCAUUUCCCAGCUCCGACCUUGACUGUGGGGUGGGCCUUAAACGGUGGCUGGCUCCUCCUUGGUAGUAAACCCACAAAGGUUUAACAGUGAGUUUCAGCCAUGGUUCAAGGUCAGUUGGGAGUUCCUAGGUCCAUGUGCAGCUGCAGCGAGAAGGAUUUGGCAGCCUCGGAAAGAAAAGGGGUUUUGUUCUCUCUCGGUUCCCGGGCCUCCACCCACAUCAGACCUCACUCAGCUGGUAGAAGGAGCCAGAGACCCCAUGAGUGGGACCGCCCCCUCCCUGCUCAUGGUGUCAAGGUCUCUAAUGGUAAAUGUCAGGUGGAGGAGGCAGACGGCUGUCUGACUCAGGCUAGGAGAGCUCCGAGUUUCUAGAGUUUCUACAGUCCCUGAGAGGGCCCAGCCCCCAUACUUGUGCUCCCUGAGGAUUCAGGGAGUGAUGCUAGAGCCAGAGGGUCAUCACUGGGCUGGAGAUCACACGUGGUCACCCCACGUGCCCAGAGAAGGGGGAGAUUCAGGUCCUUAGAUGUCUCUGAGCUCUGGGGACCCAGGACUGGCCCCCACGUAUAUGUCAGA